Octodon degus (degu) is the source of this 1234-nucleotide messenger RNA. RefSeq names its product heterogeneous nuclear ribonucleoprotein D-like. The coding region runs from base 76 to 981 and encodes 301 amino acids. The record is from RefSeq and is a predicted model, not a curated record. The transcript has a single exon. Gene Ontology annotation, biological process: regulation of gene expression. Gene Ontology annotation, cellular component: nucleoplasm. Lineage: Eukaryota; Metazoa; Chordata; Mammalia; Rodentia; Octodontidae. Gene Ontology annotation, molecular function: poly(G) binding; poly(A) binding.
CAACGCUCCGCUGCCGCCAGCACCCCCGCGACCCGGACCGCGCGCCCGCUCGCCCCAGCCAACGGCUCCGCCACCAUGGAGGACAUGAACGAGUACAGCAAUAUAGAGGAAUUCGCCGAGGGUUCCAAAAUCAACGCGAGCAAGAACCAGCAGGAUGACGGUAAAAUGUUUAUUGGAGGCUUGAGCUGGGAUACAAGCAAGAAAGAUCUGACUGAGUAUUUGUCUCGAUUUGGGGAAGUUGUAGACUGCACAAUUAAAACAGACCCAGUCACUGGAAGAUCAAGAGGAUCUGGAUUUGUGCUUUUCAAAGAUGCUGCUAGUGUUGAUAAGGUUUUGGAAUUAAAAGAACACAAACUGGAUGGCAAAUUGAUAGACCCUAAAAGAGCCAAAGCUUUAAAAGGGAAAGAACCCCCUAAAAAGGUGUUUGUGGGAGGAUUGAGCCCAGAUACUUCUGAAGAACAGAUUAAAGAAUAUUUUGGAGCUUUUGGAGAGAUAGAAAAUAUUGAACUUCCCAUGGAUACAAAAACAAAUGAAAGGAGAGGAUUUUGUUUCAUCACAUACACAGAUGAAGAACCAGUCAAGAAACUGUUAGAAAGCAGAUACCAUCAAAUUGGUUCUGGAAAGUGUGAAAUCAAAGUUGCACAGCCCAAAGAGGUAUAUCGGCAGCAACAGCAACAACAAAAAGGAGGAAGAGGUGCUGCAGCUGGUGGACGAGGUGGUACUAGGGGUCGUGGUCGAGGUCAGGGCCAAAACUGGAACCAAGGAUUUAAUAACUAUUAUGAUCAAGGAUAUGGAAAUUACAAUAGUGCCUAUGGUGGUGAUCAAAACUAUAGUGGCUAUGGCGGAUAUGAUUAUACUGGGUAUAACUAUGGGAACUAUGGAUAUGGACAGGGAUAUGCAGACUACAGUGGUCAACAGAGCACUUACGGCAAGGCAUCUCGAGGAGGUGGCAAUCACCAAAACAAUUACCAGCCAUACUAAAGAGGAAGACAUUGGAGGAAACAGGAGAUGCUAAAGAAAUCUUCCAGGACUACACUGAAGAUUGGCCUUCUGUUGCUCUAAUGAUUAUUUUGUAAAAGACUUUCUAGUGUACAAGACACACUGUCCAACUGUAUAUAGCUGCCAAUUAGUUUUUUUGUUUUUACUUUGUCCUUUGCUAUGUGUUAUGACUGUGGAUUUGUGUUUAUACAAAUUUUAUUUGUAUGAUUUCUCAUGUUAAACCCCAAAUAAAUGC